Molecule: messenger RNA, 1377 nt
Organism: Dryobates pubescens (Downy woodpecker)
Lineage: Eukaryota; Metazoa; Chordata; Aves; Piciformes; Picidae
Gene: C11H1orf210
Product: chromosome 11 C1orf210 homolog
Exons: 3
Coding region: 110-1009 (299 amino acids)
Molecular function (GO): protein binding
Source: RefSeq, a predicted model, not a curated record
CUGUAAUGGAAAGAACCUCCUGCAUGCUCCAAGCUCCCUUCCAAGCAACAUCACCGGUUUGGACCUCUCCUUCAACUCCUUGGUUGUGCCCCAUCAUGGAACUUUCUUGAUGCACUUCCCUUCUCUGCACUCCCUCAACCUCUCUAACAAUGCCCUGCUAGCGCUGAGCCCAGGCAUCUUCUCCAACCUCGGGGCACUGCGUCUGCUGAACCUGAGCAGCUGCAGUAUCACCUACCUCCACACAGACACUUUCAAGGGCUUGGGAAACUUGCACACACUGCUCUUAAGAAACAACAGUCUGCAGCAGCUUGAGGUCCCUUUCAUCCUGCCGCUGAAGGCUCUUUUCCACCUGGACCUGCAGCACAAUGCACUGGUCUCUGUGGACACUUGGAGCCUGCAGCUGAUGGAGGUAGUCCCUCAGGUCCAGCUGGAAGGGAACCCUUGGGUCUGCAACUGCACCACGUACCCUCUGCAGCAGUGGCUACAGCGCAGGCAAGCUGUGCAGGUCACCUGUGCAUCACCUCCAGGGCUGCAGGGCCAGAAAGUUGUAGCUUUGGAUUCCAAAGAUCUGGGCUGCCUGGUGAGACAACGGUUGCCUCGAGGGGACAGCACAACAUGGCCAGACAUAGUGACCUCCAGCAAUACCACCACACCACCUGUAGGGAAGGGUGGAAGGAGUUGGCCAUACCUGGUGGGAUUCAUCGUGGCAGCAAUUGGCAUCUCCAUCCUGAUAGCACUGGCAGCCAAGUGCAAGCUCUUCCACAAGAAUUUUGCCAGCUACCGCCACCGGCUGCUGCCCGAAACCAGCUCAGCUGGAGGCAGCCCCAUGGAGCACAGCAGUAACUGGGACAGGGACUCCUCCAACCGUGGGGUCUGUGACAGCCACUCCAUACGUGAUGCUGCUGACCUGCAGGCAGAGGAUGAUGAUGGCUUUAUUGAGGACAAUUACAUCCAGACAAGUGAGCAGCUGCCAGAGGAAGAGGAGCGAGAGUUGCGCCUCUCCAUCUGAGCCUGUAACCCAGACACCACCACUACGGCAUCUCGCUGUCACUCCCAUCUCCAUCCCCUUCCUUCCCUUUCCCACCUGCUCUCAGCCUCACAUUGCUGGGGACAGGAAGAAAGGAGUGUAAAGAAAGGGUGGGCUGGCAAUUGGAGACCGAAGGCAGUCAGCCCCAUGGUGUCUCUGUGUGAUGUCAGUGGGGCUGCACCAGCAUGGUGACGUUGGACCUGCUCCUGCUGUUCCAGCCCUGCUUGGAUGCUGAGGAUGAAAGAGAUGGUGCCUAUCUCACCCAGGCAGUCUGGUGGGAAGGUAAGAGGAGCCUGCCUUGGUGCUCCCUGCAGUGUCUUGGGCAUCAGCUCCACUGCCUCACAGUGUCG